AUGCAAUAUGAGGAAGACGGCAGCGGCGGCGGACGCAACCGUCGUUCCAGCAGACAAGCGGUCUACUACCUAGGGAAUUGUCUCGGGAAAUGUGGUAAAGAAUGUGUAUGUAUCGCACGCUACUUUCUCUGCGACCGCUUUUGGAUUAUUUUUGCUCUACUUGGCAUUACUGUUUCUGCUGUGGUCAUUCGAUUCGCUACGUAUGCUCCAGUAGAAGACAUGUACAAGAGUACUUACCAAGAUCAAAUUCCUGUUGAAACAUUAUCAACCAUCUUCUGUGACAGUGUUCAAGUCCAAAACGAAGACAAUUAUGGUUUCAUGUACCUCCACGUCUUUCCACACACUCCACCUCUCACUCUUUGGCAAACAUUCAAUGUGACUGAAGACUUGACAAUCGCUCCAAACGCUUUUAGUUACAGUUAUUUCUACAUGAGUCAGCAAUCCCAAGUCAAUGUUGAGCUAUGUGCUCAGCCAAGUAUAUCGUUGUACGUGAUCAGGGGUAGCAACAAUUUCCAGUUUUGGAAGCAUGAAUAUGAUGGUUACUUCGUUUUUCACAACCGUUAUUCUGGUCCAUGUUUGAAUGGCACAAAUGGUUUCGCUUCCAUUGAUGUCGGAUCCAACGAUGACUAUUAUUUUUUUGCGAUCAAAAACGACAACUUGGUAAACAAGACAGACAUCAACAUGACACUGGCUUUCAAUCGUACCAUGCACAACAUCUCAGCAAUGUCUGGAAAAGCAUGUCAUGUCAAUCCAACUUGCUCUCUUCCUCUUAGCUUUGCAUCAAGUCAGUUUGCUUUGAUAGUUACAAACGGCACUGUAUAUUUCGAUAACCAGUUUAACAGUAAGUCGACAUGUAGCCCUCGUAACUGGUUCUAUGGUGUAGUGUUUGUUCUUCCGGCUGGACUUUUGAUUGCGAUAACUAUCGUCAUCUCUAUCAAGCGGUAUAGGCAAAAAUCUACUGGAGAGUCAGCACCACUGCUGCCUAAAUCCAAUUCCAAAAAGGAUGUACUAGAUGAUUCACAUCCAAACGUCCAAGAAACCAAUGAGAUGUGA
Molecule: messenger RNA, 1053 nt
Organism: Corticium candelabrum
Lineage: Eukaryota; Metazoa; Porifera; Homoscleromorpha; Homosclerophorida; Plakinidae
Exons: 2
Coding region: 1-1053 (350 amino acids)
Source: RefSeq, a predicted model, not a curated record